AUGAGUAUCACUCCUUUUCGCUCCUUUACGAUUCUAGCCUUUUCAUUCAUCGUAUGUAUACUUUUAUAUUUCAUCGUAUCAUUGAUUUUACUCUAUACAAACCCCGAUUUCACCAACUUGUUAGUCUCUUCAUCACAUUUCUCUACACCCACUUGUCUCGAACAUAUAGUCUUCGGUUUAGCCUCUAGCAAAUCAUCUUGGACGAAGCAAAAGGACUUCGUUAAACUAUGGUGGAAACCCAACAAAACACGAGGAUGUGUGUUUGUCGAUAGCCUACCUAUCGACAUAAAUUCCACACACGACAAUAUUAGUCUUCCUCCAAUGUGUCUUUCAUCGAACACAUCACAAUUUCGUUACACCUACAAACAUGGGUACCGAUCUUUUAUAAGAAUGGCACGCAUUGUGUCCGAAACUGUUGAUUUAAACUACUCGAAUGUGCGAUGGUUCGUGUUUGGGGAUGCUCGAACAAUCUUCUUCGCGGAGAAUUUGGUGAAGACUUUGUCCAAGUAUGAUCAUAAUCUUUGGUAUUAUAUUGGAUCAAAUUCUGAGAUUUAUGAGCAAAGUAGAGUUGAUUCAUUUGAUAUGGCUGUUUGGGGAGCAGGAUUUGCUAUAAGUGCUCCACUUGCUAGGACAUUAGCUAAGGUUUUGGACUCUUGUUUGGGAAGGUAUCCCCAUUUAUAUGGGAGUGAUGGAAGGAUAUAUGCUUGCUUAGCUGAACUUGGUGUUGGAUUGACACUUGAACGUGGUUUUCAUCAGGUGGAUGUCCGAGGGAAUAUAUUUGGAUUUCUAGCAGCUCAUCCCACAACACCGAUAGUAUCCCUCUCACAUUUGGAUGAAGUUGAUCCAAUCUUCCCAAACAAAUCAGUAAUCAAUUCUCUUCAUCAUCUCUUCAAAUCUACAACAAUUGAUUCUGAGAGAAUUUUACAGCAAACUGUAUGUUACGAUCGUUGGUUUUUCUGGACAAUUUCGGUUUCUUGGGGUUACGCCGUCGAAAUUUACAAUCACCACAUACAUUUAUCGGAUGUUCUUCGGAUGCAAGAAACUUUUAAUCCUUUGAAGAAAGGAGCAGCGACGAAUUAUUUGCUUAGUACAAGGCCUGUUCAUCCUGAUCCGUGUCGAAGAUCGUCUGUUUUCUUUCUUGAUCGAGUAGAUGAUUCGAAAAUGCCGAUGAUUAUUGGUCGAUACAGAAGGAUUUUACCGGAAAACUGCAGUUUUGAUCCGAUGACUACGCCGAAAAAAUUGAAUGAGAUUGUUGUGUUUUCAAGGAAGUUAAAUCUCGGCAUUAAUCAGUUGCGGGCACCUAGAAGGCAGUGUUGUGAUGUGUUACCUCCCAAGGACGUUUCCAAAUUGGAGCUUUCAAUAAGGGAAUGCAGAGACGAUGAGCUAAUUAAAUUACAUAAAUAAUUUUUUUUUGUUUAAUCAUCUGAUAUAUUCACUUUGGGUACCAACAUUGGUGUACACUGUAAUAUUCAUUUUUAUAUGGGUUAAUUUUAUUUCUACAAGAGAUAAAUCAAAAUUCCUAAUGUAUAUUAGUUUGUCAAAUCGCUUAGUUGAGUUUUAGUUUUCU
Messenger RNA from Amaranthus tricolor (Joseph's coat), 1567 nucleotides. RefSeq lists its product as uncharacterized. Gene Ontology annotation, molecular function: acetylglucosaminyltransferase activity. The transcript has 3 exons. NCBI's taxonomy places the organism in Eukaryota, Viridiplantae, Streptophyta, Magnoliopsida, Caryophyllales, Amaranthaceae. The coding region runs from base 1 to 1404 and encodes 467 amino acids. The record is from RefSeq and is a predicted model, not a curated record.